CAAAGAGAUGAAAAUCACUGUUAAGUGGUCCACAUCAAAAAGCAUUUGUAUAAAGUUUUUCUCAAGACGCAGUGGAAUGGAUAGUGAUUCAGGAGGUCUUCUUCGAGUUCCUGGUUCUUGUAAUGGUUUGGUCUGCGUCUACGAGUUGGAUUUGGUCUACAUUUACCUACUCAACCCUAUGACAGGUGUGACCCGGACACUUACUCCUCCUCGAGGUUCCAAACUUUCAGUUGGAUUUGGAAUAGAUGUUGUGACAGGAACAUAUAAAGUGGUGGUUUUGUUUGGCUUCGACAGAGUGGGAACUGUGGUUUUCGAUCUCUCCACUAGUAAGUGGAGGCGGAGAUACAAAACCGCUGGUCCAAUGCCACUUUCUUGCAUUCCAACCAUUGAAAGAAACCCAGUCUUUGUAAACGGCUCACUCUUUUGGUUGUUGGAAAGUGACUUUUGGGAGAUACUAGUCAUGGAUCUUCACACUGAAAAGUUCCGUACUUUGUCGCAACCUAAUGACAUGGAUGAUGUUGAUGUGUCCUCGGGUUACAUUUACAUGUGGAGUCUCGAGGACCGUCUUUGUGUCUCUAAUUUCAGACAAGGUGUGCAUUCCUACGUGUGGGUUCUUGUGCAGGACGAGCUUAGUGAGAAGUGGGAGAGAACUAGAUUUAAUCUCCUAGGUCAUGUCCUUCCUCCAUUAAGCUUGAACUCUGCUUGGUUUUCACAGACCUUGGUUUCUCCUUACCAGUCGUCGUCUUCAACAUGUAUCGGUUCUAGACAAAGACAGAAUAGUACCUCUGCACUAUUUUCAGGAUAUGAAGAUACGGGAGUCAUGGACACACCGAUCGAGCUGAAUCUGUUUCUACACCAAUGAUGCCUCUCUAAACUAAUGGUCCUUUGUUUUACUUGUGGUCUCAAACAAAUAUUUUCUUGAUUAAGUUUUGUAUACUAAAGUAUGUAGUAUCAU
Molecule: messenger RNA, 955 nt
Organism: Arabidopsis arenosa
Lineage: Eukaryota; Viridiplantae; Streptophyta; Magnoliopsida; Brassicales; Brassicaceae
Source: the annotation of a GenBank genome assembly